UCAUCUUCCCAAACGUGAUCUCCUUUAACAACUGUGAGCGCUCAAAUGCUUGUUGCCAGGUUACCAUCCAGCACUGUGAAAAACGGGAUUGUGUAUGCAAGCAGCAUGGAGAAACAUCGCUGACUUGCGCCCGUCUCAAAAUAAUGAAUCACCGAUGUAUUCAGAAUAGGAGGAAUGCGAUGAAUAUGCGAGUGUGAUCGGGAUCGAAUCCGCAGCGUCGGAGCCGGGGGUAGCCAUGCAGCUCCAGUCUGCAGCACAAUGCAAGGUGUCCGGCUUCAUACUGAAUGAAAGAUGCACCCUGUCUUCAAAAAUGGAAGUCCACCGUGAGCAGAGUAUCUGUCAGGCGCGGGCUGCUGUCAUGGUAUAUGAUGACGCCAAUAAGAAGUGGGUUCCGGCUGGUGGAUCCACAGGCUUUAGUCGAGUCCACAUCUAUCAUCACACUGGCAACAACGCCUUCAGAGUAGUGGGCCGUAAAAUUCAGGACCACCAGGUGGUAAUAAACUGUGCCAUUCCCAAGGGGCUGAAAUACAACCAGGCCACACUAACGUUUCACCAGUGGCGAGAUGCAAGGCAGGUGUACGGCCUUAACUUUGGCAGCAAAGAGGAUGCCAAUGUAUUUGCCAGUGCCAUGAUGCACGCCCUGGAGGUGCUGAACUCUCAGGAUGCAGGCCCCCCGAUGCCAAGACAGACCCCUCAGGUGCAGAAUGGCCCAUCACCAGAUGAACUGGAGGUGCAGAAAAGGCAGCUGCAGGAGCUCCAGCGUCAGAAGGAGCAAGAGAGGGAACGACUGGAGCGAGAGCGGCUAGAGCGGGAACAGCAGGAACGAGAGAUGCUGGAACGGGAACGUCAGGAACGGGAGCGUCUGGAGCGGGAGCGUCUGGAGAGGGAACGUAACGAGCAGGAACGUCUGGAGCGCCUUGAGCGUGAGCGUCAAGAGCAGGAGCAGCUCGAGCGAGAACGCCAGGAACGGGAGCGCACCGAGCGGGAGCUGAUGGAGAGAGAGCGUGCCGAGAGAGAGAAGCAAGAAAGAGAGAACCAAGAGCAGCUGGACAGAGAGCAGAUGGACUGGGAGAGAGGGAGACGCAUCUCCAACGCUGCAUUUGAAAGCACCCUCUACACUCCUCCACCUCCAGAAUACAAGACCACCUCCUCCUCACCCGUGUCUCCUUCCACACCCAGCUACCCACCACCAACGCCAUCUCCCUCCACAGCCACUCCUCCGACCCCGCCCCUGCGCCACUCGGCCUCCCGAUUCGCCACGUCGCUUGGCUCCGCCUUCCACCCGGUCCUGCCUCAUUACGCCACCGUACCUCGCAGACAGCCUGCCCCGCCCACACCACCACCCCCUGCUCCACCUCCAGUUCCAGUUCCAGCCUCCAAAUCCGCAGUCUGGAUGGCAAACAACUUCACGCCCCUACCGCCCUCACCUCCGGUCAUGAUCAGCAGCCCCCCGGGCAAGGCCAAGGGUCCUCGCCCGAUGAUUAUGAUCCCGGCCCCUAGUCCGCUCUCCCAGAAACCCCCCUCGCCCAUCUCGGCGCCCAAUGGGCCACCCACCACACUUCACUUCCACGUCUCAUCACCGGUGUCGAGUCAGCCGUUUUCUUUGCCGCCAACGCCGCCCCCUCCGCCGCCACUCUAUUCCCCCUCGCCCACCUUGUCCAUCACUCCCCUUGUGUCUUAUCCCUCACCCCAGCCUGCUGUUCUCCCUUCUCCUUCCACAGCCUUCCCUGCCUCUGCUGAGCACUCUGUAAACUCUGGGUUGGGAGACUCCUGCUCCUCUGCUCCAGAGCUGCCCACUCAGCCUGCUGACUUCCCCUGCCAGCCGGAUUCAUCACAGGGGAUACCAGCCCCUCCACCCCCACCACCACUCCCUCCCAGCUCCACUGUGACUCCUACCACUGCUGGACCUCCACCACCCCCUGGUCCCCCUCCUCCUCCCCCACCACCUCUGCCCCCCACACUCACCCCAACAGGUCCUCCCCCUCCCCCUGGCCCACCGCCUCCACUUUCAGGCCAGGCUCCUCCACCAGCUCCACCCCCAGCCCCGCCUUUGCCCUCGGGUCUGUUUACCCCCUCGCCCACCACAGAGGAGAACAAGGGUCUGUCUGGGCUCGCAGCCGCCCUUGCUGGAGCCAAGCUAAAGAAAGUGCCAAGGAGUGAUGAGCCCCAGGCAGGAUCUGCGGUGAGUUCUGGUGGUCCCAAGCCAGAGGCAUCCCGUGGAAAUGGUCUUUUACCUGGAGGAGGAGGAGGUCUGAUGGAGGAGAUGAGCGCCCUGCUGGCCAGGAGGAGAAGAAUUGCUGAGAAGGGAUCAUCGCCAGAGCCUGAGCAGAAAGCUGAUGACACUGAGGCUACCAUAACUCCAAAAGUGUCAGCCUGUAGCACUCCAGAUAUGCCCAGAAAGCCUUGGGAGAGGACAAACACCAUGAAUGGUAGCAAAUCACCAGUCAUCGGAAGACGGGACACACCAUGGAGAAAUCAGAUGGGUACUGACAAGUACUAUGAUUCCUUAAACAGACCAAGGUCUACACCAACUCCUACCGGAUCCAUAAGUGCCAAUGGGGUGCCAACAGAAGCUCUCGACUAUGACAGAUUGAAACAGGACAUUCUAGAGGAGAUGAGGAAAGAACUAUCGAAGCUUAAAGAAGAACUUAUUGAUGCAAUCAGGGAGGAGUUGGGCAAGUCAAACUCUGCGUAGGAGGAUGAGAUGCACCUGUAUUUUUUUUAUCCACAAUCUGUCACUUCAGAGGUCAGCUUCAGUUUAAGACACUAUCUCAAAAGCAAUGAAAAUGGAGAAUUACAGUUUUAACCAGUGGUGAUCACAAUAACCAUGAUAAUUCGGAGGAUCUACGAUGAAGUUUUGAGCAUCAAAAAUGGGGCAUAAGAGGCGUAACAGUGAGAGGAUAACCAGAUGCCUCAAAGCAACGCCAUACACCAAAAGCCCCGUCUUGAAGGGGGUCAAGACACAGUCUUAAGGAAGUGACUGUCAGUAUGCAAUGGAUGACUCUUUACUGUGGAAAGAAAAAAGACACUGAAUUACAUACUGUAUUAACCAUCGAAGAGUGAAAUUGUAAAACAAGCAGAUGACAUUCAUUUUACUGCACAUUGUUUAGCAAAGGGCAGGUUUUGUUUAUGAAUUUAAAAAGGUGGUGGUGGUGAAGUUACAUUAAGUUGGCCUUGUAUAAAGCAAAACCUUGAAUCUGGCCAACCAAAUGACUAUGGUCUAUUGCUGCAGGACUCUAAAGCUUGUCUUCCUACUAUUUUAACCAGAAUAUAUACAUUAAAAUGACAACAAAAUAAACAUUAUACCUGCAAGUCAUUCAGUCAACCUGUUCUAAUGUACGCCAUGACCACAUCAGGUAGCUUACUUGCUCUUUUGGACGGUUUUCGUUAUUAUUCUCUUUUCAAAAGUGAAUGCUCGACAGGCUGUCUCCAAUUAAUCACUGUUAUCUGUAUACCUUCAUCUUGUGUGUUCGCUAAGUGUUCAGAAAGAUCACGAAGGACAAUGCCUUUCUACUGUACGUCAUUGUAGCUCUCUACCAAAAUCCUCUCAGCCAAUCGAAGUUAAGGUUGACGUCAGCGUCAGCUCAGACCGUAUCUGUAGAUAGUGCUAACCAGAAAUACUAUGAACUUUUUAUUCACCGUAGGCUCUUUUCGUAUUUCUUUUUCGAUUUCAGUGCAUGUCUUCUUAUGAUUGGUAAGGGAAAAAUGGUUGCCACGAAAAAUAAUUGAAUUUUCCGUUCAUAAGCAAUAAGUGUAGCAUUGUUACGCAAAUUUCUCUCUCUCUGUCCUUUAAUCAUCCACUCUGCCCUCAAACUGUGGUUGAAUUAUAUUUUCCAUACACGUUCUCAAAAUGCAGUUUGCAAUGGACAGCUCUUUAUAGCCAUAAUACAUUUGCAGCGGUUUGACAUUUUACUAAUUUUACCUUACUUUGGGAUUCAAAGAUGCGAAAGAUCAUGUAUGGCUACUUUAUUCAUUUUGCAUGGGGUGUUUACCAACGAAAAAAAGUCAGGAAUAUCUUAUCGAGGGCCUAGACACACAUAACAUCAUCUUGAAUGGUUUUGGGAUUUUUUUUUUUUUUUUCUGCAAGCAUUUAUCGUUUAUCCUCUUUCUGCACACUGGAAAGCACUUGGCUCUUGUUUUUUUAAGAGGGGCUUUAUCUUCCAAACACGAUUUUGUUAGGGAACUUUAUUGGGAAGUAUUCCUUUUAAGACCCAAAAUCUUUUGAACAAACAUGAAGUGUGAUUUAUAGGCUGUGCGAAUUUUGAGGAGAAUAACUGAGAACAUGAAUUUGUGACGUUCUUUCUGAACAGGUUUUUCCCUCUGUUAUCCAUUUCCUCCCGCUAUGCUCACUCAUCAAUCCUUUCAUUUCUUUUCACUUCCAAACCAUCACUCAAAAUGAUCUCUCAAGGAAUCAGAAAGUUUGUAUAGAGUGUUUACAGCAUUGAUUGCACUUUAAAAACCCGUAGAAGUUCAAAUGAUUCUAUUGCCGACAAGACUGCCGUCAUUUUGUGAUCGGCACUAUCACCAAAGCUAAACGGUAAUCUAUAGAACGUCACAAUCUCCUGAUCCACCUUUGUUUUGACAAUAAAUAACUAUUGUUGAUUGGUCUUUAUGUUAAGCAGGUAAAAUGUAUUGAUCAGGGUUGAUUCAUUCCUGGAUAAACCUGUUUGUGAUCUUCAUGGUUCGUGCCUUGUUCGGAAAUUGCAUUUGAUGUGUCAAAAAUUUAAAUGCGUAUAUAUAGAGAGUAUUAAUUUAGGGCCCUCCAUAACUUUAUUCAUUUGCUUUGCAUUUUGCUUCAGUGACACUUUUACGAUCUUUGUUUAAAAUAAAUUUCUGUUCUAUCGUUCAUGUUGUACCAUACUGUUUUCAUGUUAAUUAAAAGUUUCUUACAUGCUAACAAUGUUUUGUUUGAGCCAAUUAAAUAAAAAUUGCAAUACA
Carassius gibelio (silver crucian carp) is the source of this 4938-nucleotide messenger RNA. Its product is annotated as protein enabled homolog. The coding region runs from base 236 to 2695 and encodes 819 amino acids. Gene Ontology annotation, molecular function: SH3 domain binding; profilin binding. Gene Ontology annotation, biological process: actin polymerization or depolymerization; axon guidance; actin polymerization-dependent cell motility. The transcript has 15 exons. The record is from RefSeq and is a predicted model, not a curated record. Lineage: Eukaryota; Metazoa; Chordata; Actinopteri; Cypriniformes; Cyprinidae.